AUGGACCAGAGGUUGGUGAGAGCUGCAAUAUAUGGAGAUGUUACCACACUGCACAACCUCUUGAAAGAGGAUCCUCAAAUACUGCAGAAAGCAUGUUCAGUUCAUUUCGCAGAUUCAGCUCUUCAUGUCGCAGCACAAUGUGGGAAAACAGAUUUUGUGAACCACAUUGUGACUCGAAUGCCUUCAUUAGCCACAGAGACAAACCAACAAGGUAUGAUCCCACUGCACUUGGCUGCUUUUGAAGGUCAUGUUGAGACAGUGAGGGAGCUGUUGAAGGCAAAUGUUGAUGAUGAUGGAGUGAAUCAGUGCCUUGUGAAGGACGAAGAAGGCUGGACUCCGCUGCACUCUGCAACACAGAAAGGCAAGAUCGUGGUGAUGGAAGAGUUAAUCAGCGUAUAUCCUCAGUGCCUGGAACAAGUUACAGCAAAAGGAGAGACUGUUCUUCAUGUAGCAGUGAAGGCUAACCAAUUUGAAGCUGUGAAAGUGCUAGCAGAGAGGAUCAAAAGACUUCCAAAUUUCCAGACACUUUUGAAAGCACAGGACCAAAAUGGCAAGAGUGCCUAUCAACUUGCAGCAGCAAAGGGACAGUCGCAGGUACUAGAGUUACUGAAGGAAGAUGACGACAAGGGUGACGAAAUAAAAGAGGAACGUCAUAUAAACAUUGAGGGAGAGGGAAGUGAUGACCCUAAAGCAUCUAAAAAACUGCAGAGCAAUGCAUCGCAUCUAUUUCAGGAUGCAAUACUAGUGGUGGCCACCUUGAUUAUUACAUUAACAUAUCAAGCUUUAAUUUGGCAAGUCCUCCAUCAACCUUUUACAGAGAUGGCGGUAUUACCAUAG
This is a messenger RNA of Neltuma alba, 837 nucleotides long. Its product is annotated as ankyrin repeat-containing protein BDA1-like. Gene Ontology annotation, molecular function: protein binding. Bases 1 to 837 code for a protein of 278 amino acids. The transcript has a single exon. Lineage: Eukaryota; Viridiplantae; Streptophyta; Magnoliopsida; Fabales; Fabaceae. The record is from RefSeq and is a predicted model, not a curated record.